UCGUCUUACUCAUCAUUGGUGCCUUCUGUUGCUGUGACUCCGAUGGCUCAGUCUCACCGGUUGAAGAAAGCUCCAUCAACGGAGUCCACAUCUGGAAAGUCUGACAGGAGCAUUUUUAAGGAGUAUGCAGUGUCCAGGCCUUCAAAUGCCAUCGAUAAUUCAUCUCAGCUAUCUGCAAUGAAGAACCAGCAUCCAAAUGGUGUUUCCUUUAGCAACAGUGAAGGUGUGUCAAAUGUAAAAAUCUUGAGUAAACCUACGGAUCACACGGGAAUGAAUAGCUCUGAGAGCACGCAUGGGCAAUCUAUGCUAUUGACAUAUGGAAAUGGAACAAAUUCUGAGAAGAAUGAUUUUGGCAGCUCCCAAAACAAGGGUUCAACUCAAUGGAAGACCAGUGGGAGUGUAGUUGGAAAUCAGCAGGGCAGGGUGGUUGGUGCUGCUGCAAGUCCUAGGAGAUAGUAAGAUUGGAUGAUGUCAUUACCUAACAAAUGUGCAUUCAAAAUUGCACUUUCGAUGAUUUUGGGGAUGAUGACAAGUGGGAGGUCUUAUACUCUCUAGUUCGAAUCUCCAGUCGUUGCUGAUUAAUAUCAUUCACCGCACCCUUUUCUUGAACUUGGCUCAUUUAUCUGCGUGUUUUGUAUGCUCGGAAUUUUACAUUGCUUGCGAUGACAUGAUGUGUCUUGUUAUGCUGAGUUCUAAACACUGCUUGCGAUGAUGGUCACUAGCAACUUUCAUCGUUUAAUUUUAGUCGGGGAAAAAAAUGAUAGCUGACCCCUCACUGACUUUUGCUUUCUUUAUUACUAUUUGCGUCGCGUCAGGACUGAAAAUCAGAUGCCAAAAGUACCCUGCGUGCUUUGUUAAAAAUGAGU
Coffea eugenioides is the source of this 866-nucleotide messenger RNA. RefSeq lists its product as uncharacterized. The record is from RefSeq and is a predicted model, not a curated record. The transcript is spliced from 3 exons. Lineage: Eukaryota; Viridiplantae; Streptophyta; Magnoliopsida; Gentianales; Rubiaceae. Bases 43 to 456 code for a protein of 137 amino acids.